AUGAAAGAAUGGAAAAGUACAAUUUUAUCUCGUUUGAAGCAAAGAAAUAUUUCUCAAAGUGAAAAGUAUCAAGAUAUAUUAUUAUCAUAUAAUUCUUUAGUUGAAGAAAAAAAUAAAUUAUUGGCAAUUAUAGCAUCUUUAUCUUCAGAUAAUAUUUAUUUACUAAAUAAUAAAAACUUUAGCUUGGCACAUGAAAGCAGUGUAUUAAAUGAAAAUGAUUCAAAAAAUAACUUUUUAAACAACAAAAGUAAAGAUAGCAUUGAUUCAUUGAUUAAUUCAGAAAAUAACAUAAUAAGAUGUAAAAACGUAGAUAAUUAUCUAAAUUUUGUAUCAAAAAAGGAAUUUUUGGAAAUUAUUAUAGAAAAAGGAAAAAAUGAAGAACUCAUUCUUCUCCUUAAAAGUAGUCUAAGCGAAAAAGAAAAACUUUUAAAUAUACUAAAUAAAGAAAAUGAACUACUGAUUAAUACUAUUUCUAAAAGAGAAGAAGAGUUUUUAAAAAAAAAAAGAGAAGUUUUUAAGUUAAAUGAAAUUGUUAAUAAAAAUAAUCUUGAAAUAAAAUUUUACUCCACGAGUUGUAAAAGUAUGAAGCAUAAAAUGCAUUUACUUCAAAAAAAAAAUACAAAACUAUUAAGAGAAUAUGAAAAUCUUAAAUUUACCUACUUAAAAUUAUUAAGACAAAAUCAUGAAAUAAAAAAUUAUAAAAAAACUAUAGAUAAGGAAUAUUUUGAUCUAAGAAAUGAAAUGUUUAAAAAAAAAUUAGAAAAUGAAAAUUUACUAAAAUAUUUAUUAAAAUGCAAAAGGAAUCACAAAAAUCAAUUAAAAAAACUAGAGAAAAUGUGCUCACACAUGGCAAAUAACGUUUGGAGAUCUAAAUAUAUUUUUUUUAAAAAAAAAAAAUUACGUGUUUGCUUAUAUUUAAGUAAAUUGAAUAAUCUACAUAAUAUAAAAAGGUAUUUGACAAAAGCAACGUUAAAUUAUGAUGACUUUGUAUUAUAUAAAAAUAAUUAUUACAAAAAUAAAAUAAAACAUGAUAUUAUAGGACAAAAUAUGACUAAAAAAUUAAACAGCAGGAAAAUUAAGAAGACUAAUCAAUCUUUUCAAAUAAUAAAUAACUAUUAUAAUAACUCUAGUAACUUGGAAGAUAAAGUAUAUAUAAAACAUUAUAAUUCUGAUAGUAGCUACUUUAAAAGUAAAAAUUAUAGUAUUUCAUUAAAUGAAGAAAAUAUUUAUAAAAAUAAUGAAACCUUUCAAAAAAUAAAAAGCUUUCUAAAUGUUCAUCCUAGUGGUAUAUUAUGUUUUAGUAUCUCUUCUAGGUAUUCUUCCAAUUAUAAUGCAAUGAAGGAAUAUAUAAAUACAAAAAAAAAGAAAAAGUUAAGAAGACAAAGCCUUAAUAUAUAUAAUAAAAUUAAAAAUUUAAGAUCAUUAAAUAAUACAAGCAAUUGUAUUAAAAAUGAAGACAUAAAUUUUUUUAUAAGUAAUAAAAAUUUUUUUAAAAAUCAUAAUCAACCUGAAUCUGAUAAUAUGAUUGUUACUUGUGGAAGGGAUGGAAAAAUAGCAUUUAUUAACAUAGAGGACAACCAAUUAAAGUGUACUAAAAUUUUUUAUAUAUUAGAUAGCAAAAUACCAGCAAACAAUAUAAGUAUACAUCCCUCACAAAUUCAUACUUUAUUAGCUAUGGAAGAUAAUACUAUGUGCUUAAUAAAUAACAAAAAAAAUAAAGUAGAGUAUAUGUAUUAUGAUCACAAAGAAAAAAUAACAUCAAUUAAUUUUUUAUGUAAUUAUAAUCAUUCUGAUAAAUCAGUAUUUUCUAAAGAAGCAAAAAAUUCUCUAUUUUAUUCUACAAGUUUAGACAAAACAAUAAAGAUAUGGGAUAUGGAAAAAAAUAUAUGUGUUAGUAUUAUUAAUGUAGAUGAUUCCAUCACAUCUUCAUCUGUUUCUACUUGUGGUAGUCAUUUAUUAAUUGGUACGCAAAAUGGAUCUGUUAUAUGUUACGAUUUGAGAAUAAAUAAUAAAAAUGUUAUUAAUUCUAUAUUAUAUAAUAAACAUAUGUUUAGUGAGCAAAUAUAUGGUUUAAAUUAUUCUCCAGAUGAUAAGUUAAUAGCAAUACAAGCAAUUAAUGGUAACAUGAAGUUAUUAAAUACAAAUAAAAUAGAUUUAUUACACAUUUUUGAAACUCCAUAUUACAUCGAAAACCCAAUUCCAAAAUCUCCUCCAAUUUUUUCAAGAGAUGGCAAAAAACUUAUGUGUUCAUAUGCUUAUAAUAUGAUUUCUUAUGAUAUCUUAAAUUAUUCUUAUUUCAAUAUUUUAAAUAAUGAGUUGGAUGAAAUAACUGGAACAAAUUGGAAUUUAAAUGAUAAAUUAUUAACCAUUCAUAAAGAUGGAAAUAUAGCUAUAUGGUAA
Messenger RNA from Plasmodium relictum, 2400 nucleotides. Its product is annotated as conserved Plasmodium protein, unknown function. Gene Ontology annotation, molecular function: protein binding. Lineage: Eukaryota; Apicomplexa; Aconoidasida; Haemosporida; Plasmodiidae. The coding region runs from base 1 to 2400 and encodes 799 amino acids. The record is from RefSeq and is a predicted model, not a curated record. The transcript has a single exon.